This is a messenger RNA of Stegodyphus dumicola, 6094 nucleotides long. Its product is annotated as double-strand-break repair protein rad21 homolog. Gene Ontology annotation, cellular component: cohesin complex. Gene Ontology annotation, molecular function: chromatin binding; protein binding. Lineage: Eukaryota; Metazoa; Arthropoda; Arachnida; Araneae; Eresidae. Gene Ontology annotation, biological process: replication-born double-strand break repair via sister chromatid exchange; sister chromatid cohesion. The record is from RefSeq and is a predicted model, not a curated record.
UACGGACAUUGCGGUGAUCUCUUGUGUUCUUAUCAGUAUUGCUCGUACCAGAAACUGUAAUCGAGCUAAACAGGAGAAGUUUAGCCAUUUUAUCACAGAAUAUUCAGUGCUGAUUGCUGAAAGUGUUAUGCAUGCAUAAAAAUGUUUUACGCUCAAUUCAUGUUGGCCCAAAAAGGUCCAUUGGCAAAAAUUUGGCUCGCAGCUCAUUGGGACAAAAAGCUUACAAAAGCUACUAUUUAUGAGACGAAUAUAGAAAGCUGCGUUAAAGGCGUUCUGGAACCUAAGGUCAAGAUGGCGCUGCGGACAACAGGACAUCUGUUAUUGGGAAUAGUACGAAUUUAUUCUCGCAAAGCAAAAUAUCUUUUGGUUGAUUGCAAUGAAGCAUAUUUAAAGUUAAAAAUGGCAUUCAGACCAGGUGUUAUUGAUUUGCCUGAUGCAAGAACAGCUGAUGCUGCCACUGUUACCUUACCUGAAGUAUUUUACGACUUUGAUACUGAUGUUGCUGACUUAGAACUAGACAUGGAUGCUCAAAUGGUUUUAAAUCAAAGCAGAGUAGAAGACAUAACCUUGAAAGAAGACUACAGUAAUCUGAACCUGUUUCAUGAAUUUGAUUUUGAAGAUCUGGAAUUCGAUGAACGAGAAGUUGCUCGUGGCGAAAAAAAUACGGAGGAAAAUAUUGAGAAUAUAAGCUUUUUUCUUUGUGAUGAUCAAUCGAAAGAAAAACUAGAAGAAUCUGCUCAAGGCACUAGUAGUGCAAGCAUAGUCAGUAAAGUCAAUGUAUCUUUAGAUACUCCAGUUAAUGACGAUGGUUUCGGAGGCGUAGUUGGAGAAGGAUUUCUUGUUGGAUUGUUUGAGGACGCUCCUCUUGAACUUUUUAAGAAGGACUUACUAAAUAAUGCUAGAAAGAACACUGAAAGCCUCGGACUGCUCACUGAAAAUUCACCUGAGCAACAUCAUGAAAACACGGAUGAUAUAAGACCUUGCUCUAGGUCUGCCAUUUCUCCACUUCCAUCACCACUGGCUAAGGUUCCUCGUUUGAGUACAGAUACAAAUUUUUCUGAUUUUGAUGAGGUGUUUUCCUCGGACACUGUAUCUAACGGCUUAGAACAUGAGGUGCCUACUCUUUCUGCUGCUCCUGCUGCAUCACAGCUUACAAUUUCUGGUGAACUGAGGUCAUCUUUACGAGAUUUGGGUGAAAGGAAUUUAAAAGAUAAUGAAUCUGAAAGUUUUGUUCUUGAACCAUUAGAUGAAGUAAUUAUGCAAGGUGCUGAGAGAAUACGUAAAGUGAAACGUAGGAGAAAGUUGAUAAUUGAUCAAGUGAAAAGCUUAUCUACCGAAGAAAUGAAAUUUCAAAUUAAUAACAUUACUCAUAAUGUAGCUACAAUUGAUUUAGCUCCACCAACAAAACGCUUAAUGCUUUGGAAAGAGACUGGCUUAGUAGAAAAGUUACUUUAUCGUCCUGGCCAUCCACUUCUUUCUAAAAAACUUUCUGAAAUAUAUAAACGAAACCUAACUAUUCGUGUCUAUGAAAAUGAGGAUGUUAGAACUGGUCAUACUGAAACACAAGAUGGUAGUCUAAAAGAAAGAAGAAAUGCAGGUGAACUUCACGGUACUUCAAAGCCAUCAUUCCGAAAUAGUAAUGCAUUAUCUCUUUCUUCUGUUAAAGUUCCAAGCAAAUUGCAGCCUGAUGAUCCUGUAUUUUCUCCUAUGUCAUCUCCAGAAAGGCUUGAUGAAUCUCAGAAGCAGCUGUCACCUGAUGCUUUGACUUCAGAGAUUAUUCAUCAGGUUGCUCAUCUCUCAAUUACUGAACCGGUCUCUAAGGAACUGCUCUGUGAUAGCACCUUUCAUUCAUCGGAAAAUCACCACUCAUCUGUUAAGCAGUUACCUGGACAUUCAAAUAUUUUUGUUCAACAGAACCAAGAACAGUCGCAGACUCCAGAUAAUUUUUCCCGGAAGAAAACUGAUUUCUGUGCGUAUUCUGAUGGGCAAGAGUUGGCGUUAGGUAUUGUUGCCCAUCAGAAGAAUUCACUGCCACGUGUUGAAGUAGGUCAAAAUGUAUUAUCAUCCGGAGUACUUGUAGUCCAGCCAUGUAGUGAUCAUUCAAAUACAACUUGUGCUAAUGAACGAAAUAAUAAAUCUGCUGAACUAAAUUGCGUACCAAGUGAGGACAUCAAUCUAGAAAAUGAUCCGAAAGCUAAAUCAAGUACUUCACGUGAUUCCCUAAACAGAGAAGAAACUCAAUUUCGAGAGCGUGAUACUACUAUGUUACAGCAGGAAAUUUACGAAUCUUCAGUCUUUGAUUUCCAUGGAUGGAAUGAUACAUCAUCAAGCACUGAAUCGGUUUCUAGUGAGGACCAAGCUGUAGAUGAAACUUACGAAGAGUUUGAAGAAAGAAAAGUAGUCAAGAGGACUGUCUCCAUGCUAAACCUCCUACGUACAAGAUUGCGUUCUUGUCAGAAUAUAAAUUUUGCUGACCUAGUACAGAAUAACAAGCGAAAGGAAGUUGCUCAAAAAUUCUUUACUCUCUUGAUAUUGAAGAAGCAACAGGCUGUGGAACUUGAGCAAGAGUCACAUUGUCAAAACACAAUAUUUAUUACAAGGGGACCUAAAUUUUAUAUCGGUAACAGUGAAAAUUAAUUUGUAGUUAAAUGCUGUUGGAGACUCGGAACAUGAAGCAUUUCUCACAGUUUAAGAAACAUCAGGUAAAUAAAGGAAAAAAAAAAGAAGAAAGAAAGAAAUGAUGCGAGCUAUAGUAGUUAAACUGUUUUUAUAUUAAAAUAUUUUCAAUUCACAUAUUUUAUAGAGGAAUUUGAUGAAGCAUUUUACAUAUGAGUAAGUUUGUGCUAAAUGUGCCUUUAAAGUGUUCUUACAGUAAUAUGGAAAAUCGUGCUUAGAGGACAUGUGUUUAUUAAGAAAUGAGUUAUUUCUUAAAAAGUAAUUUUAUUAAAUCAUUAUGAUGAGUUAAUAAUAAUAGUCUAUUAUUAUUAACUCAUCAUAAUGAUUUAAUAAAAUAUUCAGAAAAGAGGUAUUUAGUCCAGUUAUCCCGAAAUGUAUUGAGCUUUACUUUAAAUCAAAAAUCAUUCUAAGAAUGAAUUACUACUAAUUUUAAUGUCAGUUUAUUAUUAGUUGACUUGCAAUGUUACGGAAUACAGGUAUAUGGGGAUACAUAUUUUAUAUCAGAAUGCAUGUAUUGGUUAAAUUCACAGAAAACAUUGCAAUUAUCUGCAUAAUUCUGCUAAGUUCUGUGUACGUAGGAGGUUAACUAAUUUUGAAAUAUGUUUACGAUGAAAUAAUUUUGCAUGUCUGAAACGCAUAAAAACUGUUAAACGUUUUGAAACAAUUUUAGAACAGAAAUUUGUUGUUGAUGCGAACGUGUGGCGGAUAAAAAAUUGAAAAGCGGAUGAUAAAUUUCUUUGAGGGGUGAAUAUUUAAAUUAGUCCAGAGAUUUCAUUUAUUGCACUAUUUCAAAAGCCGUUGAGAAGUGUGAAUGGAAUUUUUACUUAUGUAUGAAAUUAGGUGAUGAUAUUAUUCGUAAUCUGGUGGCAAUGAUGGAAUUAUUUUAAUCUGCUAUCUACUAGUUAACGAUAUUUUAAUACCUCUAUUUGAGUUCCACAAUAGGCAAACUAUAAUUUAGUCUUUUUAUUUAAUUUCCUUUCAUUAUAUAUCUCACAUCUUCGAAGGUCCUUGAAGCUUGUUCAAAAUUAUAUUCAUAUAAUGUUCCUUUUUCUGAUCUUCUUUAAUUCUUCAUUGGAAUUGAAUGAUCAUGUGAGUGCGUAAUGAUUAUGUAAGAAAGUAUUUGCUUUGAAACAAAAUUAAAAAACCUUAAAAUUUUGAAAUUUGUUUUAAGAAUAUUUUCUUUUGUGAAUUUUAAAUUUUGUUUUUGAUUUUCAUAAGAAAAUUACAUAAAAAUGUGUGAGUGAUACUUUUAAAAAAUGUAGUAUUUUAAGAAAAUAUUAAAAAAGAUCUUGGAUACUUAACUUAAUUUUAAACCAAUAAAAUAAUGAUAAAAAUGUAUAACUGAAGGAACUAGAUAGGAGUUUCUCUGUCUUGUCGUUUAGCAACCGUUUUGAACAGUUUAAUUUUGUUAUUAGUAAAAUAUGAUAAGUUCAAGAAAUAUAGUAAUAGAGUUUAAACUUCUUAACUUUAAAUCAGUUAAGACUCUUAAUUUGUUCUCAAAUAUAUAUGCGUACUCGUACUUGUAUAUAAUCCUGUUACUUGUUGCAUUACAUUUUUUAACAAUGUUAAUUCUUUUUAUCUAAAAAUUCACAAGUUUCAGUGUUCUUUCUGUUUCUUGUGUUCUGGAAAAAUUAAUUUUUACUUUAAAAGUUAGAGCAUAUGACAAAAAAGUUUCUCUGAUAGGAUGUGAUUCUCUAUAUAUUAUGCUUUUGAGUAUGCUUGUGUGCGUGAAAAUAUUCAGCCUAAAACAAAGUGGCGUUAGAUGCAACAUCAAUAGAGUAAAGCUACAAGUAAAACAAUGAGCAUUAAAUAGAACAUCAAGAUACGAAAAUAUUGAAUACAUUGCUCUUUCAGUUAAAACUUGUUUUAUCCCAUUGUGAUACUGAAUACUUGUCCAGAUGCAAUGCUGUAAUUUUAUUUGCUAUUACAGUUUUAGGUGUCUGUAUAUAUUAUAUUAGAAAUAAUCUUUGAAAGGGAAAGAAUAUUGAAAAUUUAAUUAAUUAAUAUCGGCUUCGAAACUAGUUUCAAUAAAUAUAAUUAGUAUUUUUGAAUUUUCUGAAAGAGAAGGUAAUAUAAUGUUGUUAAAAAUAAUUUUUCUUAGUAAAAUGUGGAAUUUGUUUGUGAAACGUGUUGUACAAGGUAUUAAGUUUAACCAAACUCUAAGUUGUUAAUGCUUUCGCUUUCAAUGAAUGGUUCAUUUUUAUUAAUUGCCAUUUAGAUCUCUGUGUUAAAAUUUCAGUUCUGUUUGUUGAAACUUACCAUUGUUAUAUAAAUCAUGUUAUACAUAGUACGUCUACGACGUUUUAGUCAGUUUAUCUGAAUCUGCGAAUCAUAAUUAGUGACAAAUAUUACUAAAAUAUUCGACAUCGCAUGGAAAGACAUUUGAAUGACAGUUUUAUAUAAAGAUAUGCAGUUAUUUUCUGUUAUUGCAGGUUUAAUAACUAUAAUAAACAGAAAUCAGUUAGGACGUGAUCGAAACGAGAUACAGAAAUUAAAAAAUUUUCAAAUAAUCAUUAUUAUUGUUGCUUUACAUAACAUGGAGGCGAUCUACAUGAGUUGGAGAAAAUUCGAACUCAAUGUUUAGAAGUGUAUUGACGUUUUUAAAAUAAUUUUUUCGCUGGUAGAAAUUAAUUCUUAAGGAAUAUCUGUUUGAAGGAGAAAACAUUAGAUUCAGUAUGUUUUGCAGGAGUAACAGAUCUAAUUUCUAGAAAGAACCAGGUUAGACUCCAAAAGGCUCAAUAAGAAAACUGAUUAUUGGGCUAUAUCAAGGGAUGUCUAGAUCAAAGGAUGCCUUCGAAUCUGCUUCAUAUUCACGUUACUCACGGGGUAAACCACAAAAACCAAUCAGGCCUUUCGCCUAGGAUAGAAGUCUCAGCAUUCUUCAGUCUUAUCCACUCCGACACUGGUGGAGUAGAAGCUCUACAAAUGUAGCAAGGGAUAUAUGUCUCAGCAGUCCUGCAAACAUGUUAAGACAUGUAUCUUGGAAUUUCUACGAACAUACUAAUGUAAUAAGAUAUACGCGUAAAAUGCUAAACAAUGAUAAAGUUUCCGUCAGCUAUUCUAUUAGGAAUUAGUCCUGAAUCUUUGUAGACGCACUGUGUAAGUUUCACUCAAUUUUGUGAUUUUUUUUAUGAAUCAUUUGAUUGUUAAUUUUUACUGUUUAUGGAUCAUGUAGUUGAAAUAUUUGCGUUAUUGUUAUAUUAUAAAAUUUGUUAUCUGUAAUGAAUAUUAUCAGCUAUGAAUCAUUUAAAUGCCAAAAUCGGUACUUUUUCAAAUUGCGCUUUGCAAAUGUGUUUUGAAUUUGGUAUUCAACAAAUACUUAAAAAAAUAUGUAUAUUUUAAUCAUAAUUUAAUAUAUCAGUUAUAAUGUUGUAGUAUGUAUAAUCAUUUUCUGGAAUUAAAAUAAAUAAAAGUUGAA